Messenger RNA from Closterium sp. Yama58-4, 2346 nucleotides. NCBI's taxonomy places the organism in Eukaryota, Viridiplantae, Streptophyta, Zygnematophyceae, Desmidiales, Closteriaceae. The record is from the annotation of a GenBank genome assembly.
AUGAUGUGUACCCACACGGCUCCAACACAACGCCACACACUCCAUGCACCACCGCCAUUAACCACUCUCAACCAUCGCCCACUCCCACCCAUCUCCAACCCAUCUUCCACCCACCCCACCCCACCCAUCUCCCUCUGUCUUUCCUCCCCACUGCUUCCUCCCCACUGCUUCCUCCCCACUGCUUCCUCCCCACUGCUUCCUCCCCACUGCUACGUCCGUGCGCCAAUGAAGCUGCACUACCUGUCGCGAUUCCCCCGAUUCCCCCCCUUCCCUGCGCCACUGCGCCAUCUCUCCCGCACCCGUUCCUCUCCUCUACCACCCACGCCACCACGGAAUCUCUCGUCCACCCAAUACCUACCACACCUCUCUCCAUCCCCACUCCCUCCCACUCCUGCCUCUGUUGCUGCUGCAGCAGGCAUGGAUGCAGAUGUGGGAGCAGGCACGGGGGCAGGCACGGGGGCAGGCACGGGGGCAGGCACGGGGGCAGGCACGGGGGCAGGCACGGGAGCAGGCACGGGAGCAGGCACGGGGGCAGGCACGGGGGCAGGCACGGGAGCAGGCACGGGAGCAGGCACGGGCACAGGGGCAGGCACGGGGGCAGGCACGGGGGCAGGCACGGGCACAGGGGCAGGCAUGGGGGCAGGCACGGGGGCAGGCACGGGGGCAGGCACGGGGCAGGCAUGGGGGCAGGCACGGGGGCAGGCACGGGGGCAGGCAUGGGGGCAGGCACGGGGACAGGCAUGGGGGCAGGCACGGGGGCAGGCAUGGGAACAGGCACGGGAGCUGGCACGGGUGCACUCGUGGCAGAUCGCACCACCUCUUGCCCUGCAUGCCGCCCCUCACCGCCUCUGCCCUCACCGCCUCUGCCCUCACUGCCUCUGCCCUCACCGCCUCUGCCCUCACCGCCUCUGCCCUCACCGCCUCUGCCCUCACCGCCUCUGCCCUCACCGCCUCUGCCCUCACCGCCUCUGCCCUCACCGCCUCUGCCCUCACCGCCUCUGCCCUCACCGCCUCUGCCCUCACCGCCUCUGCCCUCACCGCCUCUGCCCUCACCGCCCUUGCUGCUGCGUGCCGCAUCACUCCAUGGCGCAUCACUCCAUGGCGCAUCACUCCAUGGCGCAUCACUCCAUGGCGCAUCACUCCAUGGCGCAUCACUCCAUGGCGCAUCACUCCAUGGCGCAUCACUCCAUGCCGCAUCACUCCAUGGCGCAUCACUCCAUGGCGCAUCACUCCAUGGCGCAUCACUCCAUGCCGCAUCACUCCAUGGCGCAUCACUCCAUGGCGCAUCACUCCAUGCCGCAUCACUCCAUGGCGCAUCACUCCAUGGCGCAUCACUCCAUGGCGCAUCACUCCAUGGCGCAUCACUCCAUGGCGCAUCACUCCAUGCCGCAUCACUCCAUGCCGCAUCACUCCAUGGCGCAUCACUCCAUGCCGCAUCACUCCAUGGCGCAUCACUCCAUGGCGCAUCACUCCAUGGCGCAUCACUCCAUGCCGCAUCACUCCAUGCCGCAUCACUCCAUGGCGCAUCACUCCAUGCCGCAUCACUCCAUGGCGCAUCACUCCAUGGCGCAUCACUCCAUGGCGCAUCACUCCAUGCCGCAUCACUCCAUGCCGCAUCACUCCAUGGCGCAUCACUCCAUGGCGCAUCACUCCAUGGCGCAUCACUCCAUGGCGCAUCACUCCAUGGCGCAUCACUCCAUGCCGCAUCACUCCAUGCCGCAUCACUCCAUGGCGCAUCACUCCAUGGCGCAUCACUCCAUGGCGCAUCACUCCAUGGCGCAUCACUCCAUGGCGCAUCACUCCAUGGCGCAUCACUCCAUGCCGCAUCACUCCAUGGCGCAUCACUCCAUGGCGCAUCACUCCAUGCCGCAUCACUCCAUGGCGCAUCACUCCAUGGCGCAUCACUCCAUGGCGCAUCACUCCAUGGCGCAUCACUCCAUGGCGCAUCACUCCAUGGCGCAUCACUCCAUGGCGCAUCACUCCAUGCCGCAUCACUCCAUGCCGCAUCACUCCAUGGCGCAUCACUCCAUGCCGCAUCACUCCAUGGCGCAUCACUCCAUGGCGCAUCACUCCAUGCCGCAUCACUCCAUGCCGCAUCACUCCAUGCCGCAUCACUCCAUGGCGCAUCACUCCAUGGCGCAUCACUCCAUGGCGCAUCACUCCAUGCCGCAUCACUCCAUGCCGCAUCACUCCAUGCCGCAUCACUCCAUGCCGCAUCACUCCAUGCCGCAUCACUCCAUGGCAUGGCAGCAGGUGGGGCUGCACUUGCUUGCGCCGACACUCCAGCAGGUGGUGCCAUCCCUUGUGCUGGCAGCGCAGCAGUGGUGCCAUCCCUUGUGCUGGUGA